UAAGGCGUGAAAUAGGCGGUGAAAGCGGCACAGAAGCUCCUCCUCCUCAGCUGCGUUAUCUACAAAGACAAAAACGCUUUCUUCCACUCCAACAAAGCUGAUGCAGAGACUACCACCAUAAGAGAGAGCCGUACAAUCCACAACCUCCAUGUAACACACAUAUAGUAGUGUGCUGUUAUACUUGCUGUUUAUAUAUAUAUAUAUAUAUACACAUCAGAGAAAAAGAGAAGUAAAUUUUUAUGCAAAUGGAGGCUGCAAGGAGUCUGCUUUCUUCAUCUCCAUCCUUUCCUCCAAGAACCCACUUCAGGAAUUCACUUUCUUCUGCUUCUUCUCCUGCCUCUACCUCUGUGCUGAUGUUCAAUGAGCAAAUAGCUUCCACAGUUUCAUCUGUACCUGCUGCUUCUAUGGCUCGACGUUUUUCUACCUCAGUUGUUUCACAAGAACAGGGAGAUGAAUUCAAGUCUCUAUUGCGUGUAGAGAAAGCUAACCAGGCAAUGUUAGAUAGGAGGCAAGUAGAUACUGGUAACUUGGUUCAUGAAGAUAAACACUUUGGUGACUCUAAUCAGUUGCUAUUGGACUUCGAGCGCCAAUUGCUUCACUGGACUGGUUUUUGGCAUCUAUUGCCAUCCUUGCAAACCAAAGUAAACUCAUCUACAUCAUUGACUGUGGACCCUUCUAAAGCUGGUGCCAAGAAGCACAUGGAUGUUGAAUUGUGUGAUGUAGUUGCCCUAGCUAAGGAAGCUUUGUCGGCCUCAAAAGAAGCAGCUUCAUUAGUUGAAGAGUCCAAAAUAAUUGAAGCUGAUUCUGAUGAUUCACAUUCUUUGGGUAUGGCCAAUUUUCUAGGUGACAAGGAGAAAACUGUAAGGUCAACUCGACUUCUAGAGAGGCGAUCUAAGAAGAGGAAGGUGCCUAAGUCAAAAGUUCUAUUUCAUGAGAAUCAUACUUCUAGAGGUGCAGAUGUACGAAAAAGGCUAAAUGAAGGGUUUAAUCCGAAUGAUCCCCUUCGUUUAUUCUUGGGAGGUCCCGAAAUGAAACAAGUUUUGACUUUUGAAGAAGAGUCCCAACUGAUUGUUCAAGUACAGGAUUUAUUGAAAUUAGAACAAGUCAAGACCAGAUUUCAAUCUCAGUUUGGCCGUGAACCAACUUUGGUUGAAUGGGCAGAAGCAGGUGGGCUUAGUUGUGCAAUGUUGCAGUCACAACUUCGUUCUGGAACCAGAGGACGUGAAAAGCUGAUCUAUGCUAAUUUACGUAUGGUGGUUCAUAUUGCUAAACAAUAUCAGGGACGAGGAGUUGGUCUUCAGGACUUAUUGCAGGAAGGAAGCAGGGGUCUUAUGAAGAGUGUUGAGAAAUUCAAACCCCAAGUUGGUUGCCGAUUUGCUACUUAUGCAUACUGGUGGAUAAGGCAAAAAAUUAGGAAGGCCAUAUUUCAACACUCCAGGACCAUCCGUUUGCCGGAGAACGUAUAUACCCAACUUGCCAAGGUAUUGGAUGCAAAAAGAUUGUAUAUUCAGGAAGGAAAUCACUAUCCAUCCAAAGAAGACUUAGCUAAACGUGUUGGCAUUACUGUUGAAAAGUUGGAGAAGUUGCUAUUCACCACAAGAAUGCCACUUUCCAUGCAACAACGUGUUUGGGCAGACCAAGAUACCACAUUUCAGGAGAUAACAGCAGACACUGGAAUUGAGAUCCCAGAUGUUAGUGUGGCCAAGCAACUGAUGAGGAAGCACGUACGCAACCUUCUAAGCAUUCUUGGCCAAAGGGAGCGGCAAAUAAUCAGGUUAAGAUUUGGAAUUGAAGGUGGAAAUCACAAGUCACUAUCAGAAAUUGGGAACAUAUAUGGGUUGUCUAAGGAGAGGGUGCGACAGAUCGAGAGCCGAGCAUUAUAUAAGCUAAGGCAGUGCCUGGGCAGCCAUGGUCUUGAUGCAUAUGCUGAUUUGCUACUUUAAUAUUGUGGAUAUAAGCAUGGUAUUGACUCGACCGCUUCAGAUUUCUGCUGAAUUUUAAGAGUAAAAUGGAAUUCAACUUUUAAGGUGAAUGUACAGCAAACUAUUUCUUUGAAAAUGGAAUAGUCCACAAUUAUAUACGGACAAGGAUGAAAUGUUCGAGCCAGCUUCUUCAGGCUUGAAAUGUUCCUAAUAACCGAUAGCCUUUUGGGUGUCAAGGAAAAGGUAAAUUCCCUGUGUAAGUUUAUGUUAAUACCAUUUUCCUUAUAUCUUCAGGACCAAUUACCAGCUAAUGUAAUUUUGACUUUUUGUUUUUUAUUAUUUUGUAUUUUAGUAUUUUUGUCUGUC
Molecule: messenger RNA, 2288 nt
Organism: Ziziphus jujuba (common jujube)
Lineage: Eukaryota; Viridiplantae; Streptophyta; Magnoliopsida; Rosales; Rhamnaceae
Product: RNA polymerase sigma factor sigF, chloroplastic
Exons: 9
Coding region: 240-1943 (567 amino acids)
Biological process (GO): regulation of DNA-templated transcription; DNA-templated transcription initiation
Molecular function (GO): DNA-binding transcription factor activity
Source: RefSeq, a predicted model, not a curated record